CGAGGACCGAGGAGAGAGGCCGUAUACAAAUAGAGCUCUGGCCUCGGAUGGAGAGAUGCAGAACAUGAGGGAAAACGUAGGUCCGACACAGAGACCUGACAGCAGCGUCCCUCAUCGCCAGGGCCACACACACACACCUGCGGGCGGCAAGAGAACGAAACAUGAAAAAGAUAUACAUUGGAAAAACGGCGCUCAAGUCCACGCGGAAUGGUUCUAAGCACCAGAAACGAAGCUCUCUGCAGGAGCAUAAAGAGGACCUGCGCAAGCGGCUUAACUACACCACCCACAAGCUGGAGCAGCUGGAGACGGAGUUCGACUCCACGCGCCAGUACCUGGAGACGGAGCUGCGUCGAGCUCAGGAGGAGCUGGAGAAGUUUACAGACAAGCUCCGCAGGAUCCAGAGCAGCUAUGCAGCCUUACAGCGGAUCAACCAGGACCUGGAGGAGAAGGUCCGCCACACGAAUCAACACCAUGAGGAGGAGAAGAGGGCCCUCAGUCGCGAGAUCAUCGUCCUCAACAAUCACCUGAUGGAAGCCAAAAUCACCAUUGAGAAGCUCAGAGAAGACAAUGGGCUGUACCGCAAGGACUGCAACCUGGCCGCUCAGCUUCUCCAGUGUGGAAAAUCCCAUUACCGAUCGCACAAGCUAUCAGAGCUCCCAGUUGACUUCCAGGAGCGCCUGAGUUCGCACAUGGAGAAACACAGCCGCGGGCGGACGGUGGCGUUGUGCCCCUCCCCUUACUCAGAUGCUUCGGUGCCCGUCUCAGUCAUCGGCAAGGUUCUGGAGAAGCCAGAGCCUGGAAGCAGCUGCCCAGUGACGCGGUCGCCGAGCCCGCAGCCGCAGGACACAGACUUCUACGGCUCCGCCGGUGACGGUGUUGGGGGCAGUACUGGAGCAAGGGGACGAGAGGGGAGAGGAGGAGGAGGAGGAGGGGAGCACCUUCACCGCCGUGCGGCGUACAAAACGUCGGACCUGUACUGCAGCGACACGGCGCUGUACUGCCCGACGAUGGACGACCGUCGGCGUGAGCGCUGGCAGGAGCGGCGGCAGAGUGUGGACGUGCACGGCAACGAGCCCCCAGGCCUGCAGCAGCUGCUGCACACGCAGAACUCCACGGACAGCAACCCCGACGAGGACGACGGCAGCCUGAGCGCCGGGGUCAGCGUGGGCGUGGGGAUAGGCGUGGGCAUGGCCGGGUUCCACCCGGGCUUCCAGCACCACCACUCCUCCUCAGCCUCCUUCCACGACUUCGCCACAGCCGGCUCGCUGCCGGCAUCCAGCUCCUACUCAAGCUUCAGCGCCGCUUCGGACGAGAAGAUAGCCAGUGUCGGGGGCAGGGGGGGCCUGGGCGGCACGCUGUCCUCCUCCCAGCAGGUGCUCUACCGCGACUGGCGGGAAGACGGGAGCAUGGACUACGAGCGCAAGAGCACGUCGUCGUACGAGAAGGACAGCCCAGGCUUCCCCAAGUCCCGUAGCUUCCAGCACAUGGCGCACCACAGCGGCAGCCCACAGAAUGGCGGCAUCAGCGGCGCUCCCGCCUCGUCUGGCUACACGCGCACGCAGUCCUGCUUCAGCGAGCCAUACCACUCGCCGCACCUGCCGUCCCGCAACGCCAGAGGCUCAUCGGCGUCAGGGGGCGCGCUCCACCGAGAUGGCCGCGGGAGUGCCAACGUCGGGGUGGACGUCCACGCAGCUGAGGACGAUCUGACUGGCCGCUGGCGCCAGCUGAGCGUGGACGAGCUCAACGCCUACUCGUACCGCAGCCCGGGUGGAGGCGGUGGAGGGGCCGCGAGCGGCCGAGUUUCGCCCUACAGCUUCUCGGAGCGUCACUUCGCCAUGGGCCCCACCAAGAUCAAGGUGGGGCCUCUCUACAGCAGCUUCCAGGAAGGGGACGACACCGUCUUCCACGGCCGCAUGCUGGACCCGUGCUUCUCUCAUGCCGCUGCCGCCGCUGCGGCUAGUCCGAGCCCGAGCCCCAAGCUGCCCCACCGUAGACAAGAGAAGGGUGCCCUCUACAGGGCAUCGAAAGACGAUAGCCAAGAGUCCGAGGGCAGCAUCUUCCACUCCGGCGGCUCGAAGGACAAAGGUGGAACCCCCAGGAGUGUCAAGAAGGAGUACGUGGACAUGAGUCUGAACAGCUCGGCCGAGUCUCUGCACCAAAGCCCCCACGAUGCCUCAGCCUCCUCCUCCAGUGUGCAGCAUUAUCAAAGGGAACCUCCUCCCCACCCACCCCCCUCUGGACCCCCCCAGCGGCACACGCCUACACAGUACCAAAAAUUUGGCAACACAGGACUCAGCCGAAAAGACAGUCUGACUAAAGCUCAGUUGUAUGGGACGCUGCUGAACUGACCAGAGAAGUGUUUCUGAGGACGUGAACAUAGGAGUCUGUUGAGAUUGCCCUAGCUCGGCUAAUUUUGGUUUGGUAAUACUGUUGAUGAUUUCUCUUGGUUGUGGUUUGGUAUUAUUAAGGUUAACAAGGCUCACUACUGUACGUCACUGCUCAUUAAGGGCCCUGUAUGUUGUUGAUGGCUAUGAAGGAAUUCAGUAUCUGACAGACAAAUCAUCCGCACACAGUUAGCUUUCAAACAAUUCCACCCUUCCACCCACAUACCUUAUAUUUAAAAUGUUACCUUUCCACACAUAUUCAAAUAUUGACGUAGGUUUUUCCCAUCCAUUGUUCUGGCCUGCUACCCACUAACUUAAGUAAGUAUAAGUAUAAGUAUAUAUACUCCCGUGAGGGAA
Molecule: messenger RNA, 2741 nt
Organism: Alosa sapidissima (American shad)
Lineage: Eukaryota; Metazoa; Chordata; Actinopteri; Clupeiformes; Clupeidae
Product: brain-enriched guanylate kinase-associated protein
Cellular component (GO): synapse
Source: RefSeq, a predicted model, not a curated record